Messenger RNA from Myripristis murdjan (pinecone soldierfish), 5280 nucleotides. RefSeq names its product kinesin-like protein KIF20A. Gene Ontology annotation, molecular function: microtubule binding; plus-end-directed microtubule motor activity; ATP binding. Lineage: Eukaryota; Metazoa; Chordata; Actinopteri; Holocentriformes; Holocentridae. The transcript is spliced from 33 exons. The record is from RefSeq and is a predicted model, not a curated record. The coding region runs from base 145 to 4278 and encodes 1377 amino acids. Gene Ontology annotation, cellular component: mitotic spindle; nucleus; spindle microtubule. Gene Ontology annotation, biological process: microtubule-based movement; spindle elongation; mitotic spindle assembly.
GGGAAUCCGCCAUGAAAACACGUAGAAGAAGAAGAGUAACUGUGACGUCACGCGGCUCCUGCUUCGUGAUUGGUCGCUGUGUUCAUUUUGAACAGUGAGCCGCUCUUCUCCCGGGCCGAGAAAGACGACUGACGGUCCGGCAGGAUGAUGGACUCGUGUUUAGCCGGGAAGCCGGAGAGGGUGGGACCGGUGGAGGUGGACGACAUCCGGAAAGAUCUGCUCACCGACUUCUCUGCCCUGCCCACACAGGAGAGGCUUCAGGCUCAGACGGAGAACCUGCAGGUCUACCUGAGGAUCCGACCGUUCACCUCCACAGAGAGCGACAAUGGAGAGUCCCAGGAGUGUGUCACCAUGGAGGGCUCACACACCGUGGUCCUGAAGGCUCCUAGAACCUGUCAAUCAAGUCGCCAGAGCGAGAAGCCCCUCCCACAGACUGCCCAGAGGUUCACCUUCACCCAGGUGUUUGGUCCAGACUCCAGUCAGAGGAGGGUGUUUGAGGGUUCAGUUCGAGGUUUGGUUCGGGACGUCCUGGACGGAGGAAACUGUCUGGUGUUCACCUACGGAGUGACCAACGCCGGCAAGACCUUCACCUUCCUGGGUCCGGAGCACGACUCGGGGCUGCUGCCUCGCUCUCUGGCUGUGAUCUUCAGCAGCCUGGAGGGCCGUCUGUACGGCGGCUGCGACCUGAAGCCGACUCGCUGCCGGGACGUGAGCCGGCUGAGCCGCGAGCAGCAGCAGCAGGAGAGCAGCCGCAAGAGCAGCCUGCUGAGGCUCCUCAAGGAGAGUGACAGCAGAGGUCUCUCUCUCUGCAGAUCCACGUCUCUAGAAGGCUCCUCCCUCAGCGACAGCAGUGUGAGCAGUGUUUCGGAGGACAGCUUCAGUCUGGACGUCGGCUCUGACACCAGCUUCUCCGUCUGGGUUUCCUUCUGUGAGAUUUACAACGACAACAUCCACGACCUGCUGGAACAGGUUCCCAGUGGAACCCACAGGAGAACCGUGCUCCGCCUGUCCCAGGACGUCAAGGGGAACUCCUUCGUCAAAGACCUGCGCUGGGUCCAGGUCAGCAGCUCGGAGGAGGCCCACAAGCUGGUCAGGAUCGGCAGGAGGAACCAGAGCUUCUCCUCCACCAGACUCAACCAGCUGUCCAGCAGGAGCCACAGCAUCUUCUCCAUCCGGAUCCUCAGGGUGCAGGACGCCCAGCCUCCCAGAAUCCUCGGCGUCAGCGAGCUGGCUCUGUGUGACCUGGCCGGCUCGGAGCGGUGUUCCCGCACGCAGAACCGCGGCGAGCGUCUGAAGGAGGCGGGAAACAUCAACAGCUCCCUGCUGACGCUCGGCAAGUGCAUCAACGCCAUGAGGCUCAACCAGCACAGCAAGUUCCAGCAUCACGUUCCCUUCAGGGAGUCCAAGCUGACUCACUUCCUGCAGUUCUUCUUCUGUGGUGCUGGACGCGUCUCCAUGGUGGUCAACAUCAACCAGUGCUCGUCGAGCUUCGACGAGACGCUCAACGUGCUCAAGUUCUCCGCUCUGGCCCAGAAGGUGGUGGUGCUGAGCUCCCGGUCGGUCGCCCCGGGCGACGCCACCCGCAGGUCGGCCAGGGAAGUGUCCAUGAUCAUCAACGAGGCCGACCGGCGCAGAAACCUGCUGGGGCGGGGCCGCAAGAGCUCGCUGGUCGCCUGGGAAACCAGCCUGGAGGACGUCCAGGAGGAUGAGGACGAAGAAGAGGACGAAGAGGAGGAGGAGGAGGAGGAGGAGGAGGAGGAGAGUGUGAUGGAGGGAACUGUGCUGGAGGCAGGAGGUGAUGGAGAGAAGACGGCACUGGAGGCGCAGGCAGACAGGGAGUCGGAGCUGCGUUUGCUUCUGGAGUCUCAGAUCAGGGAGGAAGUCAGCGCCGAGUUCAUGGAGCUCUUCAACAAGAUGGAGAGAGACUACAGUGAGCGUCUGGAGAAGGAGCGGGAGCUGCUGGAGGACAAAGCAGAGAAGAGACUGGAGAUCCUCAAGAACCUGGUCAGCAAGACAGUCGACCUGUCUCACAUCAACACUGAGGACAGCAAGGAGCAGCAGGCGGCCAUGCUGGAGGGAAUCAUCAGCAGCGUCUCUGAGGACCUGCAGAGGAUCCGGCAGGACGCCCAGACGGUGCACCGGUGCCUGGCCGAGCAGACACACACCGCAGAGCUCGAGGCGCUGCGAUUGGAGAAGCAGCAGUCACAUGACCAACUGCAGGAAGCCCAGCAGGCUCUCGAGCUGCAGAGCCACAAGCUGUCUGAGCUGAUGGAGAUCUGCCAGCAGAAAGACGGCGUCAUCGGCAAACUGCAGGCGGCGAUGGACCGCACGGUGGAGGACGCCACCAGAGACAGGGUCCAGGUGGAGUCCAUCAGGAAGGAGCUGAUGGAGCUUCAGCAGACCUGUCGCUGCCUGAAGACGAGAGGAGGAGGAGCAGAGAGGGAGGAGGAGGAGGAGGGCAGGAAGCGGAGGAGCGACGCUCUGGAGGAGAACGAAGGAGGACCAGCCAGGAAGAGAGUGGUUCUGGAGGAGGAGAUCUGGAGGCUUCAGGAGGAGAAUGACAAGAAGGAGGAGGCCAUCUGCCAGCUGAGAGGAGAGAGAGAGGAGAGGAGCCGUCUGCAGGAGGAGCUGAGGAGGAGGGAGGAGGAGCAGCAGGAGGAGCUGAAGAGGAGAGAGGAGGAGCUGAGGAGGAGGGAAGAGCUGAAGAGGAGGGAGGAGGAGCUGCAGGUGGAGCUGACAAAGAGAGAGGAGGACAAAAGCAAACUGGAGGAGGAGCUGCGGAGGAGGGGGGAGGAGGUGGAGGAGCUGAAGAAGCAGCAGGCGUUGCUGGAGCAGAGUGUGGAGAAGCUGUCAGCCGACGUGGAGGAUCAGUGUUCGGACAGCGACGCCCUGCUGGCCUCGCUGGAGGCCGAGCAGAGAGAGACGAGCCGCCUCAGCAAGGAGAACAAGGCCCUGGUCAACGGCAUCUUCCAGCUGCAGACGGAGGUGACCGGCCUCCAGACGCAGCUCACACAGCAGACUGGCAGGGCUGACAGCCUAUCAGAGCAGCUGGACACCGCCAAGGCCCGCCUCCAGGACCUGGAGAGCCAAUCAGAGGAGACGAGCAAGACCGUGGACAGUCUCCAACAGGAAGUGGACGCUCUGAGACAGGAAGCGGACGCUCUGAGACAGGAAGCGGAGCAGCUGAGACAGGAAGCGGACGCUGUGAGACAGGACGUCAAGGAGGAGGAGCCGCAGAGCAGCGGUGUUUUCCACGCUGCGAUUGAGGAACUGAGGAAGGAGAGCCGGGCGGCGCUGGAGAGGUCGGCUCUCAAAUCCCAACAGGUGGAAAACCUGCAGAGAGACAAAACCCAGCUGGAGAAAACCCUGACGGACAGGGAGAGCGAGUGCACGCAGCUCAGAGAGGAGCUGGCCAAUCAGAGAGCAGAGGUGUCGGCCGGUCGGGCCGAGAGCGACGCCCUGAGGGAGAGACUGGAGAGAGUCCAGCAGGAGCUGCGUGGAGCCCUGUCUCAGCAGGAGCAGCUGGCCGAGGACAGGCGGAGGCAGGUGGAGGCUCUGAGCCAAGAGCUGGAGAGAACGAGGGAGGCCGGCCUGCAGAGGAGGGAGGAGGAGGAGGAGGAGGAGGAGGAGGGGAGGAAGGUGUCCGUGGUGGAGGAGCUGAAGGAGGAGAUCCAGAAGCUGCAGGAGAGACGGGAGAGACGCGGCCGGCAGGAGGAGGAGGAGCAGGGGGAGGAGGAGGAGGAGCGGGGCAGGGAGUUUGAGGCGGUGAGGAGGGAGGUGGAGAGGCUGCAGACACUCAACACAAACACUCAGAGUGCUCGCUCAGGACAGGAAGUCGUCCUCUCUCCUCUGCAGCCCAACGAGCUGAAGACCAAAACCCCCCGAAGCACCAGGAGGAAGAGGAAGAGCUCCGACAUGGAGGACCUGGUUCACAGUGAGAACAAGAGGAACCGAGCGCGAGGAACCAGCAGAGCCAAGAACCAGGAGAAGAAAGAUGGAACCCUCCAGAAGAUCGGAGAGUUGAUCCACAGCUCACCUUCCAUACUUGGCAGCAAAGCUAAAACCAUCAUCGGUCUGGUCAGCGGACGCUCCGUGGAGAAGGAGGCGGUUACCGUGGCAACCAAGCCCCGGCGAGGCAGGAGGAAGCUGUUCAAGACCGACGCCGCCGCCCAGCUCAUCGACUCGCCCCUGCUGGUGAUGGGCGGAGCCGAGGAGGAGAAGGAGAGCGACCACGUCAUCAUCAGGAGACAGCUCCGCUCCAAGACCUGCAGGAAGUGACGUCACAGGAAGUGAUGUCACAGGAAGAUGGCCGAAACGCUGCCGCCGCUCACCACUCAAAGGGAUUGAGUCUCUCCGGUCCUCACAGAGGUGGCGCUCUCCUUGGAUUAUUCCACAGCAUCAGACCAAGGCCACGUCAACAAAGUCCGGCGCUGUUUGCUGUGUGUGAACAACACAGCUGAGAUUAUAAUCCCACUUUUUAAUCCCAGGACGUUAAAAACCCUGUUUCAGAGCGAGUUGAAAUCAUUUCUCUGAGCUGGAGUUUUGUUUGCUCUUGGUUUGUAAACAUGUAAAUAUGUAAACAUGUGGAUGGCGGCGUGUCGAUGAUCUGACUCGACUUUUCGUCUCUGGAGGAGUUAGGAUUAGGAUUAGGCUCGUCUCUUCUUCUGUGGUGCUCAGACUGUGAAGACACAGCAGACGGACUGUGAGGAGGUUGUCCCCUCCAGGCCUGCCCCCCAGUGGACACAAUGAAAAUAUAAAAUGUGUCAUUCUUAUGAAAACAAACAAAAAAAAUGUCAUCACGUCAGACUGUCUUCGUUUUUUAAUCUUAAUCUGAAGAAAAGCCGUCAUAUGACGCCGGGAGGGAUUAUCAGAUGAGCGAGUACAUAUUGUUUAAUUAUUCAUGAUUAUAAUUUUAAAGCACAUUAACUGCCUGAUUUAAAACAAAAAAAUGUUGUGUAUCUAAAAAGGUUAAGUUUUAAAAAAGCACACAACCUUUCACGAUUCAAGAUUUUAAUCUGGAUUUUGUGUCGUUUGGCUGCGACGUGUAGACGAGUGAGUCCAGGCUGUUUCCUUGUAAUUUACAAAGAAAAAAAUCUGUAAUUUACUGCUGAGGCUUUUUUUUUUUUUUUAGUUUAAAACUUUAAUUUGAAUAAAUCGAUUUAUCACCCAGCCCAACUGAGAUUAUAAUCCCACUGACUCUGAGCAUGUUUUAAUCCCAGGUCAUCAAAACCCAUUUCAAAACGAGUUCAAAUCAUUUCUGUGAACUGGAUUUUUUUUUUU